AUGCUUCGCAACUUAGUCGUCAGGAAUGCGUGCAGAAACAGGCCGUCAAUUCAAGUGGCAAGGGGGUUAUGCCGACACCAAACAAGACGUCUCAUGGCGUCCUCCCCUCAGUUCGGUAGGAACUCCAAUCAGGAAAAAACAGCGGGCUUUAUAAUGGGGAUUCUUUCUAUGGCUGGUGCUUUAUAUUUUAUUGCUCCUAAUAGGAAGCCUCUUUUCGCCUCAAGGAAGGUAGAAUCCGAUAAAACCGCAGAGGAAGAGCUUUCCAGUGGUGGUGAGCAAUCACCAGAAAAUGAAGAUGACAACAACAGCAAAAGCGAUGAAAAUGGAGAUGACAACGACAGCAAAAACGAUGAAACUGAAGCUGGCCCUCAAUUAGGGGGUGAUAAAAUUGGUGCUUCAAAAGUAGCUGAAGAUGGUGAAUUGGUUGUUCUAGCAGAAGAAGACAACAAGUCUUCCGAAGAUAAAGAUACUGAUGAAUCAAAGGUAUCAACCAAAGAUGAUGAGCAAUCCAAUGAAGACAAUGCCACCGCUAACAAUCAAAAGGAUGAAAACAUAAGUUCUGAGAACUCGGAAGAAAAUACUAGUGACAAAACACUAGACAACAAUGCUGGAUCUUCUGAAAAAAAAGAUCCAGAACAUUCAGAUGAUGAAAAAUCGCAACAGGGACAAUCUGAUGACAAGACAACUACUGAAGAUAAUAAUGGAGAAGAAGAAUCCUCAAAAAAAACUGUAAGUGACUCGGAAAAUUCAGCUAAGCAAUCUGAAUCUAGCGAUGAAGAGAAAGAAGAACUAAGAAAACAAGAGGAAAAGCAAAUGGGUCCUACUGAAGAAGAGGUUCAACACGAAGGUGCUUAUAACCCAGACACUGGUGAGAUAAAUUGGGACUGUCCUUGCUUGGGAGGUAUGGCCCAUGGACCCUGUGGUGAAGAGUUCAAAUCUGCAUUUUCUUGCUUCGUCUAUUCUGAAGCUGAACCAAAAGGUAUCGACUGUGUUGAAAAGUUUCAACAUAUGCAAGACUGUUUCAGAAAAUACCCCGAGCAUUAUGCAGAACAACUAAAGGAAACAUCUGAUGAUGAGGAACCUCAAGACAAAGUAAAGGUCAACACAAUAGAAUCAGCGCCAAAUGUUUCAAGCGCAAAGGAAAAUGCUGCGAAAAAAGCAGAGCAAUCAGAUGUGAAAAAAGAACCAUUGAAUGAGGAAUCCAAACCUUAA
Molecule: messenger RNA, 1212 nt
Organism: Saccharomyces cerevisiae S288C
Lineage: Eukaryota; Fungi; Ascomycota; Saccharomycetes; Saccharomycetales; Saccharomycetaceae
Gene: MIA40
Product: Mia40p
Exons: 1
Coding region: 1-1212 (403 amino acids)
Biological process (GO): protein import into mitochondrial intermembrane space
Cellular component (GO): mitochondrial inner membrane
Molecular function (GO): protein-disulfide reductase activity
Source: RefSeq, marked reviewed